Messenger RNA from Pogona vitticeps (central bearded dragon), 1966 nucleotides. Its product is annotated as solute carrier family 22 member 7. NCBI's taxonomy places the organism in Eukaryota, Metazoa, Chordata, Lepidosauria, Squamata, Agamidae. Gene Ontology annotation, biological process: transmembrane transport. Gene Ontology annotation, molecular function: transmembrane transporter activity. The record is from RefSeq and is a predicted model, not a curated record. Gene Ontology annotation, cellular component: membrane.
UGGCUCAUGUCCCACUGAUGGUGAGCGACAGAUGCUUGACUGCCAUUUCAAAGUCCACAAAACUGACAGCUGUGAAAAGUCAUGCCACCUUGCCUUUGUGGAACACAAGAUCUUUGAGUGUUUCCCUCCAAUAGCUCUCAACGCUGAGAAGCAUACCAACACCUCAGCAAAGAUGAAAUUUGAAGACCUCCUGGAGGAGGCUGGUGGCUUUGGCAGAUUCCAGAUCUUAACACUGUUUCUGCUCUGCCUUCCAAGGCUCAUCCUCCCCUUGCAUUUCUUGCUCCACAACUUCCUGGCAGCCAUCCCACCACAUCAUUGUGCCAUCCCACCUCAGGACCAAUUGGCCAAUCUCACCAAGGAAGAAGUGCUGCUGGUCAGCAUCCCAAAAGAUCCCGAGGAAGCCUUCAGCUCCUGUGAGAUGUUUGCUGAGCCUCAGUUUCACCUACUGCUUAAUUCCACUCAGCGGACGUCAGGCAAUUUCACUGCUGUCCAGAAGUGCCAACAUGGAUGGGUCUACGAUCAAUCGCAGUUCACUUCCACGGUUGCUACCCAGUGGGAUCUGGUUUGUGACCAAAGAGGGCUGAACCAAGCAACAGCUACAUUCUUCUUCAUUGGUGUAAUGCUUGGAGCUGUGACCUUUGGCUACCUCUCAGACAGGUUUGGCCGGAAGUCCAUGCUUGUGGUUUCGUAUACAUGCACUCUGAUCUUUGGGAUGAUGAGUUCUAUCUCCGUUACAUACAGCAUGCUGGCCGUCACGCGGACUCUGACAGGCAUGGCCAUCUGUGGGCUAUCUCUCAUUGUAAUGCCUCUGGGUUUAGAAUGGGUGGAUAUACAGCAUCGGACCAUAUCUGGGAUCGUAACCAGCGUCUUUUGGAGUUUUGGAAAUAUGCUUCUUGCUCUGAUCGCCUACCUAGUGCGGGACUGGCGCUGGCUGCUGCUUGCUGCCACCCUGCCUUGCGCUAUAGGAAUCCUCUCUACAUGGUGGCUCUCAGAGUCUGCCCGGUGGUUGUUGGCCAAAGGGAAGCUAAAGCAAGCCCACAAACAUUUGCAAAGGUGUGCUAAAAUGAAUGGAAGAAAGGACUUCACUGCCAGGAUAAACCCUGAGGUCUUGAGCAAGACAGCAGCCGCCGUAGCACAGAGGUCCAGUGGGAAUUAUUCCUACACCAGCCUUUUCCAAACACCAGUGCUAAGAAAGAUCACCACCUCCAUGGGGGCUGUGUGGUUUGGAGUGGCCUUUUCUUACUACGGCAUGAGCAUGAACAUCACUGGCUUUGGCCUGGGAAUGUACAUGACUCAGUUUGUUUUCGGCCUCAUUGAGAUUCCUGCCAAGCUCCUCGUGUUGGCUGUGCUGACUCGAGCCGGACGGAGACCUUGCCAAGCUUGGACCCUGAUCCUUACUGGGUUGUCUAUAGGAGCCAACAUUGUCAUUCCAAAAUCAUUAGAGACGUUGCGCUCAGUGGUUGCCAUCACAGGUAAAGGACUCUCUGAAGCUGCCUUCACCAUGGUCUUCUUGUAUACGUCAGAACUCUAUCCCACUGUCCUUAGACAGAAAGGGCAAGGAUAUUGCGCUUUCAUGGCACGUCUGGGUGGCUCCGUGGCACCACUCAUCUUCCUACUAGAUAGCAUAUGGAAGCCUCUUCCGCAAGUAACGUACAGCGCAGUGGCGGUGAUUUGUGGUUCAUCCGCUUUUUUCCUCCCUGAGACAUUAAAUGUCCAGCUGCCAGAAACUAUAGAAGAUACUGAAAAUCAAAGCUCAGAAGAGAAGAAAGAGUUGCGUGGGGAUGCAUCUGAAGCCAUGCCUCUGCAGUCAUUACAGAAGUGACUUGCUAAGCUGCUGAUGCAGCUAGCAAGCCACUGGAGGUGUGGGUGAGGGGAGGGAAAUGAGCAAUGCAGGAGGAAGGAUCAAGAGGCAUGCAGAGCCAGCUGAGUGCAGGCUCAGAUUUUAUUCCACAAUAAAGUGAACAGU